UUUUAUAGUGAUCUCGCCUAAUAUACCCGGAAGUAACUGUUGGUAACCACAUUAAUGAGGACUUUAACUUACUGUUCGUUAAGCUAAUAAUGAGUAGAAAAGUAUUAAGAGUUAUACAAAUAUAUUUUUGUUCGAAAAUUUAGUCUUCAUAAGUCAUAAUUUUCUUUCCCCUUCCUAGAUAAAGUAUUCAAGGUCACAAAGCAGGGUGUUAUUUACCAUGGCGUGCAUCGUGCACCCAUUAGUGAGGUGGCGACACACAGACACACAUACUGAAGGUCGCAAGAAAACUCUUUAAAAAUCUCUUACCCCAAAAAAUAAUACUUAUUAGAAGAAAAAGAAUGCAAACAUAGUCUAGUGACUUCGGCAAAAAAAAUUGCAUAAGAGAAAAUGAAGAGAAUAACAUUACUAUAUAAAUAUUAUCAUAUAUAAUCGGAAAACAGAUCAGUUCUCAAACAUUCCCAGUAAGCAGAAGCUUUCAAACCACAACAAACUCGAUAAUCAAUACCAUAACGUCCCACCACCACCACUAGAUACGUUCGUGUUGGAGUUUGGUGUAACGGGCUCCCCAAUCAGAAACAAGAGAGUGCAAAACGAAGCACGAUAAUUGGUUGGAGCUGAGGCACGCUAUGCAUUAAAAUGUAAACAAAGCAGAACAAAUGCUUUUCUCUAGCCCAGAAAUAGCGGCCUAAUGACAGCUGGCCUUGAGCGAGGGAUAACUUCACUUGCAGCCGCGAGUUAAUGUUGAGAGAUCCAACCAUCACCCAGCUUAGUAGAGCUGCCUCCUGUAGGGACGUUCCCCGAGCACUAGAGCCUGUGGGAGACGACGGCAGGACAGAAAGGGACAAACAAUGUCUCAAGGACAUACCUGAGGAAGAAGAGGAGGAAGGAGAAGGAAGAAGAGGGGAAAUAAGAAGAAAGUGUGUCAGUGCUAUCUGGGGUGUUGGGUGCCGCAGUGAAGCUGACCUGCCCGCCUCCGUCGCCACCUGCUUCGAAGAUACCUCUUUCCUGGCCAAGCUCCAGAACCGCCUCCUCUCCUUAGUGGGCCGCGCCAGCAGGUAUCGUCUUCAACGUGGCCUCAGCACCCCAGUAAUGCCCCUGGAGGCUCUACGACGGAAGGUGAAGGAGGCACGCUUGCGUCUCUUACCCCAUGCCAACACGCUACAACCCUCCUCUAAAAUCUCCAAGAUGGAGAAGAACGCUAAUGUGGCGCCCCCAGAGACUCCACCAUCCAGACUUUCCACCCCCAAAGUGAUGAGAGAAGCUGAUUCCCCCAACAGACGACAGUUGCAGACAGGAACCCGGUCAAUGGGCUGCUCCAACCUCCAGCAAUACUGGGCUGGUGAGGGAGGCGGUGAAGAAGAAAUUGAACUCCUUCAGCAGUACCUCAAUCUGCAACAACUGGCGGUGUCAAGGAAGCACUCGACGCAGCUCCGCCGCAUCCGUGACUCUCUGCUGGCCAGAGUCAGAAGCAGACCGACGUCUAUGGUGAAGACUCCCAACUCCCCACCAUCCUCAGUUUCCACACCUAACAAAGAUCGUCAGGCAUUGCGAAACUUCCUUCUCGACAUUGGUUUCGUGCAGUACUAUUCCCUCCUCAACAGACAUGGGUAUGACCUACCUACAGCAGCUCACAUGGACGCCCUGGACCUUGCUGGGGUAGGCAUCACUGAACCUCUACACAGGAUGGCUAUCAAGUUCGAGUUCGACCUGGUGCGGAGGCCCCCGCCAGUCCCCGAGGAUGUGCCAGAGACAGUGCAGGAGUGGCUGGAGUCCUUGGGAUUGCCGGACUACAUCGAGAAUUUCCAUCAAAAUGGUAUAUAUUGUCCUCUGGCAGCGCUGGGGCUGACCAAGAGAGACCUGCAGCUGAUGGGAGUCUACAUGCUGGGACACCGCAAGAAGAUCCUUCUAGCUAUCAUCGGACUUAAGGAAGCCUUGUUUAGGAAAGAGGCGACAGAAUGAAUUUCAAAAUAUAACUCAAUAUGUAUAUAAGCGAUGGUAAUAAAAUAUAAAUAGGAAGAUAUUUAAUGAAUAUCGAAGUAUCGGCUGCGUGAUCAGCUGUUAAUUUAUCUCUAUCUUUCAACCCGACAUAAAGUAUUACAAAUUUCAGAGGCUAAGUAGGACAAUGUAACUGAAAAAUAUAUCUUUGGCUAAUAAGAAAUGUUGCCUUUUGAUAUAUUGAUUCAAAUAUAGUUGACAAGUAAAAGUAUUUAGGGAGAGUUUUUUUUUUAAUGAAUAUAUGCUCAGUCAUUAACCAGAGGACAUACACAAGAAGCACUGUAUGCUGAGUUAACUUGUACAAGUGCUGUAAGUCACUCCUUAAUGAUCUUAUACAUAUGAACCUUCUUCUGUUAUCCAUUAAUAUUUCCUGGUUAUUAUUCACUGGUUGAAAUCAUGACACGAUGUUUAGAAUGCAUUCUUUAUGGAGGUUGAAUUUCACAGUCACAAAUAUUUUUACUCUUCACCUUGUGCGAGUAUAAUAUAUAUAUAAACACAAUAAGCGUCUCAUCCACAACAAAAAUAAAUAUAAAAUAUAUAAUAUAUCAACUUAACUAGCAGGUAUUAGUAUAAGAUCGAGACAUUCUUGAUCAUAAUGAAUAAUUAUAUUAUUUAUAUAUACUCAUUAAAAUACAUGCAAUGAACUUUCACACAAAAUUUACUAUUUUAAAGGGUUUCCCCUGUAAUUAAAAAAAAAUCCUAGGCUUGCUUACAAAGAUUAGGAUACGUAAACAAAACUCGACCAGUAAAGCCCUGACUCAUGUUAAUAAUUAAAUGAUGUUAGACAAAAUUGAUUAAUUAUUAAAAUAUUAAUAAUUAAAUAGCGUUAGAAAAAACAGGUGUUGGUAAAAAAAGCAUUGUAUGCAUUAUCAACCAUAGUAAACGUUAUCAACCACAGUAUGCGUUAUCAACCAUAGUAUGCGUUAUCAACCAUACUAUGCAUUAUCAACCAUAGUAUGCGUUAUCAACCAUAGUAUGCGUUAUCAACCAUAGUAUGCGUUAUCAACCAUAGUAUGCGUUAUCAACCAUAGUAUGCGUUAUCAACCAUAGUAUGCGUUAUCAACCAUAGUAUGCAUUAUCAACCAUACUAUGCAUUAUCAACCAUAGUAUGCAUUAUCAACCAUACUAUGCAUUAUCAACCAUAGUAUGCAUUAUCAACCAUAGUAUGCAUUAUCAACCAUAGUAUGCGUUAUCAACCA
Molecule: messenger RNA, 3194 nt
Organism: Cherax quadricarinatus
Lineage: Eukaryota; Metazoa; Arthropoda; Malacostraca; Decapoda; Parastacidae
Source: RefSeq, a predicted model, not a curated record